Molecule: messenger RNA, 4060 nt
Organism: Brachypodium distachyon (stiff brome)
Lineage: Eukaryota; Viridiplantae; Streptophyta; Magnoliopsida; Poales; Poaceae
Exons: 8
Coding region: 1-756 (251 amino acids)
Source: RefSeq, a predicted model, not a curated record
AUGGACGCCCGCGACGGCCGCGUGCUCCUCGCGCCCACCCCCGAGCUCGUCCACAACCUCCAAGCAUCAGACAUUUCCACCCUCAAUCGCGACCACAACAACGAUAAUAAUCAUCAUCAUCAGGAGUUGCCCCCAGUUUUCACCGAGCUCGUGGGCAACCCAAAGAGGACCCUAAGGACAGACGAUCAUGUCGGUGAAUUACCAGUUGAAAUAGUUCUACCCAGGGGUACACUGCUGACUCGCAUUGCAGGUGUAGAGGUUCGGCCUGAAGAUGUCGGCCGUGCCAUUCAGUUUUUGGAGUUCUGCCGCUCCUUUGCGGAGAUCUUUCAAAUAAGGAAGGAGCAAGCAGAACAAAUUCUCAAAGACAUUACUGGAGAUUUUGAAGACCGGGUGGUGCCUUCACUUGUGGCGAAUCUGCACAUUAAUUUGUUUUAUGUCAUCCAAGAACACAACAAAGAGACGUCAUUGAUUUAUUCAGGAGAUGGAGAUAAAUGGAUUAUUGACAUUGGCAACUAUUUUAGUGAAUCUACACUUAACUCAAUGGAACUGCCGCUUGGCUGUUUAAAGCAGGGGUUAUUGGCAUACAUAAAUCUGAGCUCUUCUUCUAAGCUGGAUGUGCUGAAUGCUCUGUGCGAUGAGACCCUAUCUUCUGUAAAUUUAAGGAACCUGAUUGUCGAACAAGUGGAAAGGGCAGAUGAGAGGAAGUGUGAGGCCAGAAAAAAAAUCUGCGCUGCAACAAACAGGAAAAGGAACUAAAGAAAUUCAAAAGUGGCAUGGAUGAAGAGAUGGUUUUGGAAGGAGGAGAAUCUGCUACCAAUGAGGAAAGCAAUAACAUAAUUUCUAAAAUAAAUGAGGCCAAAGAAAUCAAGCAAGCAGGCAUGAAUGGUCUGAACUGUGGAUUAUACAUCUACACCUUUCCUCAUUAAAUUUGUUUCGGCUUUCUGCAUAUUUCUAGGUUCACCAUAUGUUAAAUCUUGCACUUAUGUUUAAUAUAUCCUUCACACUGCAAUUAGUUUACCAUUCUUCAUCACUUUUCAAGAUUUAGCUUGAAUUUGUAUUUAACAAAUGUUCGAGGCUUAUUUGUGGUACUUGAUAUGUGUGCAUUCGGUUUAAGAAAAGAUUCGAUACAGGUACGAUGAUAUUGAUUAGGCAGAUGGGUAGUAAACGAUACCUCAAUAUGGAAACAUAAGGCACUACAAUGAUACCAAAAUAUGUUCCUUGGUACCAUAAUGCUAAGUAGGGACUUUUCCAUCCUUUUUAAUGUCAACCCAAUCAAGAAUGAUGUCCCUUGGUUAACUUAUUUGUGUACCUACCUUUGUUAGCUUUGUUGUUUGUAUCUUCUUUUUUCUUUAUCUUCAUCAUAGCAUCAUGGCACCAAAUUCUCUCUCUCUCUCUCUCUCUCUCUCUCUCUCUCUCGUACUGUAUUAUUCGUGGGUUCUUUCCCUCUGUCUUCAUCAUAAGAACAAUCUUAAGGUAAUUUUCUAGCUAGCGAAAAGAGAAUCAAAUAUUUUUUUCACAAGAUAUCCCUCGACAUAUUCACUAAGUCACACCAGAUGGGAUAGUGUACCAUGGGGUAAAUGGGCUUAUACUUCAAAUGUGAUGUGUUCUUGCAUUCUAUAGAGAAGAACAUGGGGCGUACCUCCGGGCCCCUUACAAACAUCGACCAUCUAUGUCGAUACCCUGCCAACAUACGAGAGGUCUUUUUUCCCAGGCUUUUGUUGUCGACAUAAAUGGCCACACAAACUUUUCUGUAUCUUUCCUUACGUAGCUAACAUUGCUGUUAUUCUUGACCUCUCUGUUCCUGCGUUGUUGUCAACCACCGGGAUGGUCAAUGCUGAUGUGAUCAACCAUUCGACUGAGGUCAUUGAUGUGAGCAUUUGCUUUGGUUACAAAUUUGUGAUGCAAUAGUGGUCUGUACCAAUGGUGAUUGACAAAUUGUCCUAUCGGAGAAAGAAAAUGUGAUGGUGUUCUACGAGAGUGACAAAUGGUCCUAUGUGUGCACCGCCAUAAAUAGCAUAGUUGCUGAGUGCCAGAUUCUUUGUCGAGUGCAUUUUGUCAGAUACUUGGCAAAGCCUCUCCCUAAACCAAGUGUCAGCGAAUACACUCGGCAAAGGAAAUUCACGUGUGACAUGCAUGGAAGCAAUAGAUUCAGUAACUAGCUUGAUUUUUUUAGCCCAUGAGUUCAACUUAUAUGUAAGUUCAGUAUCUUCCUUGAUUGAAGCAUCUAGACUCUCUUCCUCACUUUCCAACAGUGUCUUAUGACCUUCCUACGCAUAUCUGUCAUACCUAACAUCUUCCCCUUUGUUCUCCUGGCCCAUAUGUCACUCCCCAUCUUUGUCAUGGCAACACAUUGUAAUGUCUCUGCGUCUUGUCCUUCUAUCAAACACAAAUCUUAGUAUCUUACUAUUGAAGUGUAUAAAUGGAUUGCCUAGCCUUUUCCAUCUGAUCGGUCUUUUGGUUGCGUUGGCUAGUGCAUGAAGCUUGACACUUACAAUGUCCCUACCAGGACAGAAUAGCAUUAUUGGAAAUCUAGGGUAAGUGAAGUGUAGCUAUGCUGGAGCUAGCUCACUGCUAGUGUGUUUGUAUAGCUGAAAUCAAGGUCUGACGUCUGAGGCAUUCAAUAUUGAUGAACCCAUCAUAAUUUGUACUAAUUAAAGCGGCGGGAAUGAGAUAAACUCUAUUUCGUAUUGAUCAACUGCAUCAUAUAGAUCUAGAAAAAUCGCUGAAGAAACAUGUUAUGAUGCUAAUUAAGAAUCUUGUUCAGUCUGUUUUCUUUUAUAUAUAUGAUGCAAAUAUUUAUUUUAAAUUGGAACAGAACUAAUUAUUCUUUCAUUUAUAGGCGAUAAAUAAGAAACGAAGCACUUUACUAUGAACCUCACAUUAUCUUUCUUCGACAACAUUGUUUAAUAAAAGUUUGACCAUGAAGAGGAGCAUUUCAUACUAUUCAAUUUAUGAGUGUUAUUACAUUUUUUUCAUUCAAUGUAUCAUUUACUGGCAUUUUUUUGUUUUUUUAUCUCCGUCAUUAGCACAGAACAAUAGCAUCAAGUAUAGACUGAUUGGGUAGUUUACCUCUUGGAACGUUAACUAAAAUGCUUAACUUGGCCCCUUACCUUUUAAAGCAUACACUGUUUGUUUAUCUAUUAUGUAUAUUUUGUAUGAACUGAGCCUAAUUCAGUUGUUGGGAGGUGUGGAUAUACGCCACCUAGGUUUGAGUCUCAUUGAACUCUAGAAUUAGGCUGCCUUUGUUAUGCUGGAAAUCAAAGAUGCCUAGGUUCUCUUAGUUAUUCUUGUUUUUUUGUUAUGCAAUGUGUAAAGGCAGUGACCUUUGUCUAGAAAAAGGGCAGCUAGUUUUCUUUUACCAAUUUUCUUACUAUACCACUCAACGGUGGCAGAAUUAAAUGAGCUACAAGAUGUCCCUAGGACCAAGCUUAUCAUGGUAGACAAAGCUGUAGCAUACUGGAAGCUGGAUGGCUAUUGUGAUAACAAUACAUCAAUUAUGUGCCAAGGUUUUUUGAAGUUGUUAUGAAAUAGCCUUUCACUUUUACUCAUUUGCACUAUAAAAAUAGAGAAUACUAAUAUCAUGUUAAUAGCAGAAUUGGACGAUAAAAAUACAAUGAUGAACGAAAGCAAGUGGUUCAUGUUCACUGAAGAUGAACAAAAAGUAUUUGAAGAUUAUGUAACCACAAGGUUGCAAAGGAAGCGGAAAAAUCAUACCCAGGUGUAAUGAUCUACUGAUCUCAAUCUGCUGGUCUCUAGUGGGUUAAAGGUGGAUGGCACAACCCACCCUAUCUGAGACCUGGGAGCAUUUGCAUCGUAGAGGCCAGAGGCAGAUGACAGUUCCAUUAUAGGAAAGUUAUAUAGUUACAGAACAAACAACAAUGGUUGAAGAUUUGGUCACAACAUUUGAACCCGAAGUAUAUGUCAUGUUUUCUUCCUGGAACGCCAAAAUCCUUUGUAACACCAUCAACAUUUUAUCCCCUAGAUGUUCUACAAUUAAGGGAAUGUGGUACAUUAGCUCUUGAAUGCGGUAUAAUCAAUUUUCCCUGUUGUAUAAUUAAUC